Messenger RNA from Nanorana parkeri, 482 nucleotides. It is a transcript of the gene IER2, whose product is annotated as immediate early response 2. Bases 12 to 482 code for a protein of 156 amino acids. NCBI's taxonomy places the organism in Eukaryota, Metazoa, Chordata, Amphibia, Anura, Dicroglossidae. The transcript has a single exon. The record is from RefSeq and is a predicted model, not a curated record.
AAUUGGAAGCCAUGGAAGGGUACGCUCAGCUUCUCGCACACCAGGAGGCCGUACACCGGGAGGCUCAGCGGAUCGCAUCAUUGUCCGCCGUAAAGCUUUAUCGCUCCCGGACCCAGCGAGGGGGGAUGAGGCUCCACCGCUCGUUGCAGCUGGCCAUGGUGAUGCGGAGCGCCCGGGACCUGAUGGUGACGUCCGUUCAGGUUCCUGAACCCAAACCCGUGCCCCCACCCAGCGUGGAAGUCAGAGAAAGCCGCAAGAGAAGGUCCUGCGGGUCCGGUCUAACCGAGCUGGUGCCCAGCAAGCGGGCAUGCCUCUGGCAGGAGACUCCGCUGCCACAGCCACAAGGUGGAGCGUUUCCUGGCCUUGCCGAAGUUCUGCAGAGGGUCCUGAGAAGCGUCCGCAGCCAGGUACCUGGAGGAUGUAGGGUACCCCAAGCGAUAGGCAUGGCUGCGGUGCACGGGAGAGCUGUGGAGGCUUUCUGA